Molecule: messenger RNA, 1345 nt
Organism: Salvia hispanica
Lineage: Eukaryota; Viridiplantae; Streptophyta; Magnoliopsida; Lamiales; Lamiaceae
Source: RefSeq, a predicted model, not a curated record
GUCCUCAAAAAAUGUUUCGUUGCAAAUCUGGAUCAAACAACCAAAGUACUUCACCAUCUUCCCCUGUUCCGUCAGCUUCUAGGAGCUCUGCGCGAGGACCAUUUAAUAGGAUCAACGGGAACAGGUAUGGUUUGCAGAAUCUGAGAUGCAAUUCUAUAUCAGAUGCUAUACCGCCUAGUUGUUCGAAACCAGAACCAGCAUCUGUAAGGAAGAACUUUAUCAAAAAGAGAAGUUCGGAAGGAGAAUCCAGUUCAUCUUGUAGGGGGAGAAAGAAUGCGGCUUCUGCAAACGUAGACAGGCAUACCUCCACGACAACGAGUGGCAUUUCCAUCUCUGAUUUAGCAUAUAGUACUUCUGCUUCUGUAGAGGAUAGCAGUGUCUCUAGUUCUACUUUGAACCGGAGAUCAACGAAUGUAAAUGCUAGAAUGAGGUUUUCUAGUCGACUGGGUGCAAGAAAUGGUUUGUCUGUUAGGGAACCCCCUGUGAGUUUCUCUAGAAUUGAUUAUGAGACACCUUUUGAUGUUGGUGAUCGGAGUGGCUCAAGACCUCACCGUGGCAAUUCAUCUUCAAGAACAUCUUUUGCCUCUGAUGAAUCUGGAUUAACGCAGUUAAUGAAUCAUGAUGUGUUACGCCAGUUUAACAUGGAUGGAAUUGCUGAGGUAUUAAUGGCUCUUGAGAGAAUCCAACAAGAUGUAGACUUGACACAUGAGCAAAUACUUGCACUGGAGACCAGAUUGUUCCUCAGCGGCCUCAACCUCUAUGACCAACACAGAGACAUGAGACUGGAUAUUGAUAACAUGUCAUAUGAGGAACUGUUAGCUCUAGAAGAAAGGAUGGGCACAGUGAGCACUGCUCUCUCAGAAGAGGCAUUGUCAAAGUGCGUGACGAGAAGCGUAUAUGAGACAACCACGUCAAACAUAGAAACCACAGAAUCAGGCAAUGACAUCAAAUGCAGUAUUUGCCAGGAUGAGUAUGUCACCGGAGAUGAGAUUGGGAGCUUGGUCGAAUGCCAGCAUGGUUUUCACACAACAUGCAUAAACCAGUGGCUGCAAGUGAAGAACUGGUGCCCCAUCUGCAAGGCUUCAGCAGCGCCAUCACAAUCAUCUUCGUCGUUGUGAAAGAGUCUCGUUUAUACACGGACAAGAUAACCGAUGGUGGAUUUGCACCGCGUGUUCAUUGUAGUUAAAUUUUUCUCCCACAUAUCAAGUACAUUUCUUGAUUUUUUUUUUCUCUUAAUGUGGUUGUCUGUUUUCCUUCAUGUACAUAACCUUCAGUUUGGUGAAAGUAUUCAAUCUCCAGUGUAAACUGUGAGAACUGAACGUGAAAAGAUACUGGGAUUUCAGAA